Messenger RNA from Dendronephthya gigantea, 2357 nucleotides. RefSeq names its product trichohyalin-like. Bases 853 to 2064 code for a protein of 403 amino acids. The record is from RefSeq and is a predicted model, not a curated record. The transcript has 2 exons. NCBI's taxonomy places the organism in Eukaryota, Metazoa, Cnidaria, Anthozoa, Malacalcyonacea, Nephtheidae.
UUCUAACCAUUUAUAUUUUAAUUAUUAUUGCAUACAAUCUUUAAAUGGGAAAAUAUUGUCGGAAGUUUAAUGUUUCUGAACACGUUUUCAUUACUUUCUCUGUUGUAUAAGUAUAUACCAUAUAUAUCGGUCAUCUUAGAAUGCUUAUCUAAAUCUCAUACUUUUCCGUCCUGCUGCAUCUCCGCCGUCUGUUUGAUGCAAAUCAAAAGCUGUGACCACAAAUUAAUUGAUCCUCGCUUUUGAUAUAUCUGUGACUGCGUGAAAAACCAACAAAAUAUUGUCUCGAUACUGCAUUAAUUAGGAUAACAUUAUGCACUCAAAUAUCGUGUUUGUUUUCAUUUUAAACUCAUUAUAAUAAAAUUCAAGUUAUAUUUGCAUAAUUUAACUUGCCGUAAGGUAAAAUAUAAAUUUCUUGAUCUAUUUUUUGCCUGACCAUGUAGGUUAUUUUUUCACCAGUAAUUUUUCGUCGCAGGAAAGAUGGGAAAAUCACAUAGUAUCCGACAAUUGGUCUCCACACGAAAUUUGACAUAUUUGACCGAUGACAGACGACAUUUGCAAGUCUGUGUUAAAAUGCCCACAGACAACAUAAGCAAUGCAGAAAAAAAUUGUGAAGUUUCACUGUUUUGCAGCUUUGUUUGAAGAAAAUAUGGAGUAAACUUGUGAGCUAUAUCGAAAAACAUGUAUUUCAAACUAUAUCUUCCAUUGUAGCAAACUGGGAGACCUUUUAAAAGUAAUUAUAUUAACUGAUGCGGGGUGGCAAAGGUCAAGUUGGAAUGUAAUCAAAUAUACAUGACACACAGACACUUGUCAAUACAAGCUUGAACAAGCAUUUGAGCUUUAGGCGAAUGAGAAAUGGAACAGAAAAGCGAAGGACAAGAGCAAGUUGAAAUUGAAGAAGCGUUUCUACUGGAGAAGGCUGAAUUAAUGCAAGGCUUUAUGGAGGAAGAGAAGAGACUUGAAUUUGCGCAUCGUGAAGAAAUAAAUGAACUCGUUCGGGGUUUGGAAAGGGAGAAGGAGAAAAUGAAACAAGCAUUUGAGUACGAGAAACAAGAACUUCGCAAAAAUUUCGAAAAUGAGAAGGACAAAAUACGGCGUGAGUUUCAAGGUGAGAAACAUGUUUUGAAACAAGCGUUUGAGGAUGAUCGUAUGUCUUUGGUUCGCAAGCAUGACGAUGAGAUUUCGAACUUGAAACAAUUUUUUGAGCAAGAAAAAGAAGAGAUUAGGGAAGGAUUUGAACAACAGAUGAAAGGGAGGGAAGAAACAUUUCUUUUAGAAAAGCGAAAUUUAGAAGAGAAACUUAAUAUUGAGAUAGACCGCGUAGCGGAAAUCGAAGGAGAACUAAAGCAGAUAUUAUUGACCGCAUUCAGUCAGCUCGGAGAGUUAUACGAAGAGGAAGGCACAAGAAUUGCUAACGAAGUUGGAAGCGAACAACCCGAAGCAGAUCAAGAUGUUAAAACAACACCAAGUAAGAAAUCAGAACGACGGAAAAGUACAAACAGUCGGGCAAACGAUCGAAAAGGGUCGUGCGUUAGUGAUGAACAAACCGCGAUGGGAAAUAUUUUAACCAAAUGCCGUGCAGCAAUAGAACGAGAAUUCAGUUUAGAAAUGUAUGAAAUGGAACAACGCUUUCGACAACAGAAAAACGACUUGAUGGAAAUCUUUAAGCUCGAAAAACGCGACCUGGAACGAAAAACCAAACGUGAAAAACGCGAAAUCGAACGCGAAUUUGAAACACGAUAUGCAAAACAAAUCCAGCAAGAGAGAUUAAAAUUCGACGCGGCAAUCCAGGGUUAUGAAAAUGACAUAGCUUUAUUGAAAUAUCAGAAAGAACGACUUGAGAUUGAGUUUAGUAUGGAAAUAGAGAAAUUAAAACUAAGACAUGAACGACAGAGAGUUGAAGUUGAGAAAAAAGUCUUGCGAGAAAAACGCGAACUAAAGCAGCUUUUGGAAACGGAAUACAAAGUUAACUUAGCCCAGGAAAAAGGUAGACUUGAAUGGUUCGUACGUAAGCUUCAAGGAAAACAAGAAUUUGGCCAGACUAACAAUAUCUUUAGGGAAACAUAAUGACGCGUAGACAGUAUAUAAAUAAAUACAUAUAGAGUAAAUUGCACGCACAAAGAGGAAUGAAAAGAAAUUUAAGAACAUGAAUAUUUAAUGCUUGUCAUAUCGCGGUCUACUAUAUCAUAAUUUUAAAAUUUAAAUACAAAGAAAUAAGCCAAUUUUGACAGCACGUUCUCGUGACAUGUUCUAUGUUCGCUUUUAAUUUUAUCAAAAUAAUAGAUAGAGAAAUUCAAUAACUGAACUUUUCAAUAACGUCAUUUCAAUAUUUCGAUGAAAGUAAGAUGGGUGUAUCGAUG